CUUCCUCCAAUGCUGCUCUUCGAUCAUUGGAUUUGAGUUCUUCCGCCACAACGAGAAGCCGAUCGGCCGAUCGGCCUUUGCCCUAAUGAUGACGGAACUACCAUUCGUGCCCAGGGAGAGGCUUCUGAAGCAUCAGCAAUAUUUUCAGCACGUUCAUAGGCAUACGUAUUUGAAAGGACGUUUCGAUAAAAUAACGUCUGUCGCAAUCCCUCUAGCAUUGGCAGGCUCUUGCUUGGCCCUCAUUGGACGUGGGGUUUACAACAUGUCCAAUGGAAUUGGUAAGCAGGCUUGAUUGGUUUAAGUUUUAAUGAUGUUUUGCAUCCGACAUGGCAUUGGAAAGGUUUGUGGUCAUUUAUAAUAAUUGUUAGUUUGAGAAGUGCAUCUUUGGUUGUUCUUAUUGUUUCUACAGAAGCCAGAGUACUUUGCUGAGUUUACAGCAUGAAAAAGGUUACGGUGACUACUAUGUCGUUUGUUUGAAAAUAUUGGGAGUUUGGGAACUUAUUUUUGAUAAACUUCUCUUCGUUUUA
Molecule: messenger RNA, 527 nt
Organism: Musa acuminata subsp. malaccensis (wild Malaysian banana)
Lineage: Eukaryota; Viridiplantae; Streptophyta; Magnoliopsida; Zingiberales; Musaceae
Source: RefSeq, a predicted model, not a curated record